UCUAGAUACCAAUCACGUGAUGUGAGGAGCUGAGAUAUUAAUUAUAGCGGAAACUGCUGGGUUUUGUGGUUUUGUUCAUUAUAAACUUUUGUAGAUAAUUAAUUUGUUAUCAGAAUGAUUGAUGUCUGUCAAUGGAGAGCAAAUAUUGGACUUUGGAAUUACGGUCAAGCUCAAGCUGCCUCCAGUAGACCAGCUAAAUUUAAUGGGCUCCGCCACGGUUCACUGUCAGCAUUCAAAGCUGCAGUAGACAACAAAUCGGGCAGUACUACAUCAGGCUCGACAUCAGGAGACAUGGCUAAACUGCCAGUACCUCUGUCUCUUAAUACUUUCCUCCUCUUCCUCUCUCUCUAUUUAUCGAUACACAGUGACACCUUGAUGAUCCCUCCCGGUAACUGCGUGCAAUGUACUACUGGUGCACUUACUGAUACAAAUUACCUCCACUCAUCAUUAGUCUUACCUCGAGGCAGUACUUCUAUUCUGAUUUACAACGGUCUCUAUUAUUUGAUUGUUUGUCUAUGUAUGCUCCUCCUCUUAUCAGGAGACGUUGAAUGCAAUCCUGGUCCUACGAUUGAUGAUCGACCGGAGAUAUCGUUGCUAAUUCAAUGGCUUGAACCACUCGUGGAUUGGCAAUCAUUUGCUUGUUGCUUACCUGGAAUAACACAACAUGAUGUAUCAAUUAUCGAAGCUGAGAAUUCCACAGUGAAUGAUAGAAAAAGGAAGUUAUAUUCGAAAUGGGAUUCUGUUUAUUCUGAAGCAACUUGGAAGGAUGUCAUUACUGCAUUGAGGAUUAGAAGAGAAAAUACGCUUGCACAAAAUAUCAAAAAAAUGAUUGAAGCAUCAGUACCUAACAUUAGUAAUGGAGCUUUUGUGAGUACUAAACAAAAACAGGAAAUUAAGUUUAGCACAAAAGAAGAUGAAGAAGAAAUUUCACAUUCACUGAUAGAGCUCAAAAAGACAUUUACUGAUCUAGACAUGGAGGUACGAAUAGCUUUUGAUGAGAAAGAAGCCUCUGAUCCAAAGCUACUCAUUAAUAUAACGAGAUGGAUUGAAACUUACAUGAACUGGAGUGACAAACUAACAAAUGCAUCAUUAAAUGAAGCUUUCAAAAUUAUUCAUCCGUACUAUGAUUUCAUUGACUGCAACUUAAUAGUAGAUUUAAGUGAAAAAUUUUUGAGAGGUGUUACGUUUGGUGAAAAUGAGCUGAAUAUAGUGAACGAACUACAAAAUCACAAAAAAAAAGCCGACGCAUUUCGAUCUUCAAGUAAUGUAGCACUUCUUCACAAGUCAUUAAAAAACAUUUACCAAGAGCACAUUCCAGAUUUAGCUAAUAUGCCUCAUGUUAUUAUACACCUUCAUAAUCCAUGGUAUGGUAGUAAUCUAAACAGUUUAGGUCUUCUAAUUAAACAUUUGCUACCAGUAGGACUCGUACAAUCAUUAUUAAAACAUAUAACAAUUCUUAGUGGAUCAGUGGUAAUUAAAUACACAGUACUUGACUCUACAGCUGAUAAUCUAAUAGAAUAUACUGGAGGAAAGUUACAGUUUAUGCGUCUCAUUGGUAUAUUUAGUUUAUACAUUAACGACCAUCAUAUCCUUCGAGAUGAUGAAAAUAUGAACUUCACCUUUGACCUAGCUCUUUUUGAAGCAGUCAUAGCUGGUAAUAAUGAGGCAGUAGAGUUUCUUCUUCAACUAGAGACUGUUAAUAUUGAUCAUACUAAUGAAGAAGGCGAAACAGUUUUAAUGUUAGCUUGCGAAAGAGGACAUAAGGACAUUGUACACAGUUUACUGUUGGCUAGAGCUAGUGUUAACAUUCAAGACUAUAAUGGAUGGACUGCACUAAUCAUGGCAAGUGAAUAUAAUCACAUUUCAAUCAUUCACAUGUUACUACAAGCUAAUGCUAAUCCUCACCUGAAGACAUCAGAUGAAUCAAAUGCUUUAAUGAUUGCUAGUUAUCAUGGUAACAAAGAAGUUGUUGAACUAUUGAUUCAUAAAGGAGUUGAUUAUAAAUAUCAGCAAGAAGAUGGUUGGAAUGCUGUUAUGUUAGCUUGUGAAAAUGGCCACACUCAAAUAGUUGAACUGCUGUUGAAGAAACAAGUUGAUCCUAAUGUUCGAAACAAUGAUGGUUGGAAUACUUUUAUGUUGGCUUGUCAAAAAGGUCACACUCAAAUAGUUGAACUGUUGCUGAAGGAACAAGUUGAACCUAAUGUUCAAGAUGCUGGGAAUGCUUUUAUGUUGGCUUGUCGAAAUGAUAAUAUUGAAAUAAUUGAACUUUUACUUAAGGAACAAGUUGUGGACCCUAAUAUUCAAGACAGAAAAGGUAAUACUGCUUUAAUGAUUGCCAGUGCUAAAGGACAUUACGAAGUAGUUAAGUUAUUAUUAGAAUGGAAAGCUGAUCCAACUAUUAAAGCGAAUAAAGGCCACACUGCCUUAGAGGUUGCAAAAACAAUUGAAAUAUCUGUAUUACUCAAUAGAUACUUAAGAAAACAUAUAGAACCAAAAAAAUAUGCCACUAUCACAUCAUAUCAAUGCCAAAUAUGUGGUAAGUAUUUUGGAGGGCCAAUCUUUUCUUCGACUAUCUUAAAAUGUCUUGAAUGUCAACAAAAAGAAAAGGCUAAAGAAGAAUCAUUCAAAGCUAAGGCAGAAAAGGAAGAAAAAGAAGCUUUAUUUAGAAUCGAGGUUGCAAAAGCUAGGCAGGAAGACAUUCAAGAAGAUAUAGCCCAAUUAACAUAUCUUAUGGAAGGUAAACAAGAAAAAGAAACUGAAUUAGAGGCUCAAACAGAUAUGACUGAUGCUCUAAAAGCUACACAAGAAAUAAAAAGGGCAGAAAUAGACAAAAAGCUGCAACCAUUUAUAGGUGAAUUAGAAAAUGUGAAAAGGAUAAGGUAUCACGAAAAGAUGUGUGAUAUCAAAAAUUUUGAGCAGGAUGAAGACAGGGAAGUAAUGGGAAUUGAAGCUAAGAAGCUUGCAUUAGAAAAGGAUAUUAUGAGAGCUGAAAAGGAAGAGCCGUUGGAAUUAAAGGUUCGAUCAAAUGAAGAACUAGUUGCUUUUGAGGAACACAUGAAAAAGAAAUAUUUAGCAGUUACUCUAGUUGAAGAAGAAAGGAAAAGAAAAUUAAUAGAUCUAGAAGCUGAAAAAGCAGAAGAACCUGAUAUGGUGCUGAAAAUCAAACAUGAGUUGGCAAAAAAGCAACUUCAGUCAAAACUGGAGAAAGAAAAGGUCCUGCAUGAAGCAGAAAUAAGAAAGGAACAUGAUUUAUCAGCAGUAAUUAGAGCAAUGAAAGAAAAGAUUGCCCAAGUUGAAAAGGCCACAAUGCUAGAGAAAGAACUGCAACUAAAAAAGGAAUUAAUUACAGCAGAUAAUGCAAAAGCCAGGCUGGAACAGGAAAAAGAAAUACAGAUGGCAAAGGAGAUGUUGAAAAAGCAAGCAGAAAUAGAAUACAAGGAAAUAGAUGACAUUAAGAAAAAGGAAAUGGUUGGUAAAGAAAUUAUGAAAGUGAAGGCCAUAUCUCAGAAGCUUUUGGAUAUUGAAGCGAGUAGUACAGUUUGUCAAAUGGAAGACAAAAGAAUGUCCUAUAAGAUGAGAGAGGAGUUUCUUAGCCUAGAUAUUAGUUCUAAAGUUGAUAGUGGUAAUGAGGAAGAAGAUUCAGAGGAAUCACAGGAAAAGGAACCUGAAGCAAUUAAAUACGAGUUGCACUUUGAUCCAAAAUUUGAUGCCAUGUUCUAGUAUAGUACCUAUAAAACAUUGCACAUCCAUAUAGUUAAUUUAUAGUAUUGAGCUACUGGUACUUUUUAUUUGAAUUUAACAUGUUUUGUAUAAACUGUUUUAAUUUCAGCAUCCUUUUUGUCAGUCUUACCUGCAAGUAAUAUUAUAUUAUUUUUGAAUUUAAGUCUGACAUAAUCAGUAAAA
Messenger RNA from Amphimedon queenslandica, 3903 nucleotides. RefSeq lists its product as uncharacterized. The transcript has 2 exons. Gene Ontology annotation, molecular function: protein binding. The record is from RefSeq and is a predicted model, not a curated record. The coding region runs from base 115 to 3720 and encodes 1201 amino acids. Lineage: Eukaryota; Metazoa; Porifera; Demospongiae; Haplosclerida; Niphatidae. Gene Ontology annotation, biological process: signal transduction.